CACAAACUGGAAUCUGAGGAACAGAAUCCAUUCCUUCAGUUCUUGAGUUUUAUGUGGAACCCCCUGUCAUGGGUGAUGGAAGCUGCUGCGCUCGUCGCUAUCGUACUUUCAAACAGUCAGGGCAAACCCCCUGACUGGCCUGAUUUUGUCGGCAUCGUUCUCUUGCUAUUCAUCAACUCUGCCAUUGGUUUCUACGAAGAACGUAACGCUGGAAAUGCCGUCAAGGCUCUUAUGGACUCCUUGGCACCUAAAGCCAAGGUUAGAAGCGACGGCCAAUGGUCAGAAAUCGAGUCAUCCAUUCUCGUCCCUGGGGAUAUGGUGUCAUUCAAAAUCGGUGAUAUCGUCCCAGCCGAUUGUCGUCUGACGGAGGCCAUCAAUGUUUCUAUUGAUCAGGCCGCUUUGACAGGUGAGUCACUGCCUCAGUCCAAGAAAACGGGCGACCAGUGCUUUUCGUGA
Messenger RNA from Laccaria bicolor S238N-H82, 456 nucleotides. RefSeq names its product plasma membrane H+-transporting ATPase, truncated. Gene Ontology annotation, molecular function: P-type proton-exporting transporter activity. Gene Ontology annotation, cellular component: plasma membrane. Gene Ontology annotation, biological process: regulation of intracellular pH; proton transmembrane transport. The transcript is spliced from 2 exons. The record is from RefSeq and is a predicted model, not a curated record. Lineage: Eukaryota; Fungi; Basidiomycota; Agaricomycetes; Agaricales; Hydnangiaceae. The annotation marks the transcript as partial.